Messenger RNA from Lentinula edodes (shiitake mushroom), 2673 nucleotides. RefSeq lists its product as uncharacterized. Gene Ontology annotation, biological process: intracellular signal transduction. Lineage: Eukaryota; Fungi; Basidiomycota; Agaricomycetes; Agaricales; Omphalotaceae. Gene Ontology annotation, molecular function: guanyl-nucleotide exchange factor activity. The transcript has 9 exons. The record is from RefSeq and is a predicted model, not a curated record. Bases 1 to 2673 code for a protein of 890 amino acids.
AUGUUAUCUGCGAGACCGUAUUCCCAAGGCUCGAUAGUCAGGACCAGCUUGGGAUUACUGUUCUCACCCGGUGCGUCGACUUCGACCCUGGGCUUGGGGUUGAUGAGCGAUUCCGGAAGAGGAAAAAAGAUGCAGAAAAUUAAGGAGGCAAAGAUCAAGAAGGAUAAAAAAGACCAGGACAAAGUGAAGAUGGAGAAGGAGAAAAAGCAGGCCCUGUGUCGCAGACAAGUUCAAAUUUCAGAUGGUUCCCCUUCCACCCUCACAGGGCACCUCGACCACAAAAUGAGGUCUCCUAUAACCUCAACGCCUAUCAAAAAUAUCUUCCGUCUAGGCCCUACGUCCGCUGCAUUGUCUCCGAAACCCUCUUCUAGUACAUCGAAACCGGCUUUGAAACUCAAAGGUCCCAAACCAAAAACCAGCCGGAGGCAGUCGAGGCCCAAUCUUGUCCCUGCAGAAUACCAUACAGUUGAGUUUGAGACAAGGAUGACUGGGCUUGGGUCGGGUGGGGAAAGCGAUGUCGAUAUUGAUGUUGACAGGGAUAGAUUUGGAGAAGGCGGUCGAAGAGGAGGAUCAGACGGAGAGUUAGAUGGAAGAGGUGAUGCUCGGGUUGUUCCCGAGCUGGAUGGAACUAGGGGAGAUGGUGGUGGUCCUAAGGGAGGAGAUUUUGACGACGACGAAGCAUGGGUAGAUAUCGUCGUUACAGGCUAUGGUGCUCAUCGAGUGUCAGUCGAAGCAAGUAAACGAAAUGGAGGCCCGGAGGAAGCUUCGCAAGAAGUAGCUAGGGUGUUAAGUGCUGUUAAGAGGUGGACAGCCGCAUCCUGGUAUAGACGACGACGAGAGUAUCUUCGAGGGAACUCCGCAACAUCUGCUGUCAAAGUGAACUCAGACUCAGAUGAUGUCGAGGUACAGAUGGUCCCGAGGUUUGGGAAGGAUAGAAAAACUGGUCAUGGUCUUGGAGGUCAAGGUCAUCACGAUGAUCAAUCAUAUACCCAGUCUUCCAAACAAUUCUUCACCUCCGGUGGCGAUCUCGACCCCUCAUACACCUCUGAAUCCUACAAUUUCCCUGACGCAGACACAGAGGAAGAUCCUGAAUUCAAACCCCUCACAUUGUCCGUACCUAACCGCCGAUUGGGAGACUUUGAUCUUCAUCCUGAAGAGAAGAGAGCAUCACAAAAGAUGCUCAGACAAAUCACUAUCAAAGGCUCAGAUGAUGACCUGCUCAAUGUGCGUCAGCCAGAAGCGAUAUCGUCUCGGGAUGCGGGUAUGUUUGCUCCUGGUAGUUUGAAUGGGCAUAGCGACAUCGAUGAUGAUGUUGAUGCUGAUGAUAUUGAGGCAGUUGAGGUCGGUGAGGUCGACGAGGAUGAUCCACGUGCUAGAUAUGCGCAUGGAUCUGACGACGAACACGACGACGCUCCGAGGGACUUGGAUAAACUUUACGCUGCGGAAACUGAGAAGGCACGACCGUUACCGAGCUUACCGCCUGAUCAAAAGAGCGGAUCAUUCUCUACUUCCACUACAUUUUCUUCUUUGCCAGCAACUUCACCACCACCUCGAUCGUCUUCUCUCCCUCACUCGCCUGCUCCUUCUCUUGCUUCAUCUAAUCCUUCGCCAGUGCCCGUUUCCAACCUCUCCGCUCUCACAUCAAUCGCUCCCAUUGUGGCCCUCUCCCCAACUCCCCCAGCGAAACCAUCUGUCCUCACAUCCACAUUUGGCUCUACGUCAGGCACGUCAGGAAAGACGGCCGCGUUAAUUGAAAUGUACAGAGAGAAGGAGAAGAAGAGCUUAACACUUCUUCGUCGUUACCGACUGUUCAUAAAUCAGAGGCUAGUAGAGAAGUUUCACGAAGUGCAGACGGAAGAGUUUCCUGUCAUCAGGAUCGAUGAUGAGAUGGCGAAUGAUCCAGCUUUUAAGGCGUUCGUCGAUCAAUGUGUUCGUCACCCCGACGCCCAUCGUCUUGACAUGAAGAACUUUAUCAACCGACCGAUUCCCCGUCUACUCCGAUACGAGCUGUUGCUCAAAGAGAUUCUGGAUGAGACUCCAGAAGGGCACGAAGACCGGAUAGAAAUACCCCAGGUACUGGACGCGAUACAGGCGAUAGGGAAAGAUACAGAACCUGGCGUUGUUAGUGCAAAGCAAAAAGUAGAGUUGUGGAGCUACAAUAUUAAUAUCGUGUUCAAGCCAGGGGAAUGGAUCGAUAUAGAUCUUAAUCGCUCCCUCAUUCAUACAGGGCGUUUGCUUCGUCAGCCGGAUGGCGGAUUGGAAUGGAGUGGUUGGAGUGAACUUUUCGUGUUACUGUUUGACAAUUAUUUUGUCAUGACCAAAGCCCGCGCAAAAGAUGACAUUACUAAACAUUUCGUGAACCGCCGUCCAAUUCCUCUCGAUCUCCUUACACUUGUCAACUUCACCGAUCCACCCACUCAACGAGGUGCCGGUCUUCUUCGUAACCUCCGCGGUGGUGAACGUCACAACACAAGUGACACCUCGCCCUCACCUCUAACUACUUCCUCUUCUACUGGCGCCUCUGGUCUCUCUUCCUCAGCGUCCACCGCCGGACCUGGAAUGUCUGCACCUCCCGCAGGCGAUACGUCACGCACAGAUUCUCGCUCUGUCUAUCCUUGCACCAUCCACCACAAUGGCCAAAUAGGUGGGACUUACAUCUUGUUAAAGUUGUAA